GGCGCGGGCGGGGCCCCGGGGUUGUGGCGCGCCGGGGAAAAGCGGCGGCCGCGAUCGUUCCGUGCCCGGCCCGGGACCCCGGGACACCCCAACCCCGGGCCGCGCCCCCACCGCCCGGGGCCGCCCCCCCACCCAAUGGAGAACUUCCAGAAGGUGGAGAAGAUCGGGGAGGGCACGUACGGCGUCGUGUACAAGGCCCGGAACAAGGUCACGGGCGAGGUGGUGGCGCUGAAGAAGAUCCGGCUGGACACGGAAACCGAGGGCGUCCCCAGCACGGCCAUCCGAGAGAUCUCGCUGCUGAAGGAGCUCAACCACCCCAACAUCGUCAAACUGCUGGAUGUGAUCCACACGGAGAACAAGCUCUACCUGGUCUUUGAGUUCCUGCACCAGGACCUGAAGAAGUUCAUGGAUGCAUCAUCCCUGGGUGGCAUCGCGCUGCCGCUCAUCAAGAGCUACCUGUUCCAGCUGCUGCAAGGCCUGGCCUUCUGCCACGCGCACCGCGUGCUGCACCGAGACCUCAAGCCUCAGAACCUGCUCAUCAACGCCGACGGUGCCAUCAAGCUGGCUGACUUUGGGCUGGCACGCGCCUUUGGGGUGCCUGUGCGCACCUACACGCACGAGGUGGUGACGUUGUGGUACCGUGCGCCUGAGAUCCUGCUGGGCUGCAAGUACUAUUCGACUGCCGUGGACAUCUGGAGCCUGGGCUGCAUUUUUGCCGAGAUGGUGACGCGGCGCGCGCUCUUCCCCGGGGAUUCGGAGAUCGAUCAGCUCUUCCGUAUCUUCCGCACGCUGGGGACACCGGAUGAGGCCGCCUGGCCCGGCGUCACCGCCCUGCCCGACUACAAGCCCAGCUUCCCCAAGUGGGCCCGGCAGGAUCUGGGCAAGGUGGUGCCGCCGCUGGAUGAGGAGGGCCGCAAGCUGCUGGCGCAAAUGCUGCACUACGAUCCCAACAAACGCAUCUCGGCCAAGGCAGCGCUGGGCCAUCCCUUCUUCCGUGAUGUCACCAGGGCUGUCCCCCACCUGCGCCUGUGAGCACUGGGCUGGGGGUGGGCACGUUGGCUGCGGACGGCACGAGCACAGAGUGGGGCACUGGGACCCCCCGGCCCCCAGGACUGCUCGGGGCGGGGACCCCCCCUUUGCCUGGGCUCUCGGGCACUUACAGCUGGGGGCGAGGUGGGGGGCAGGAGGGACAGAGCCUUCCCCCUCCCUUUGUCCCCCUCUCCUCCGUCCCGGGGGUGGCAGUGGGGGUCCACCUCUUCCCUUCCCCCCGCGGGCUUUUCCUCGCUGACUUUUGUAACUUUUUUGCCAUUUUGUAGUUGACAUUUAAAGCUCUUUGUGCAGCUCCUGCCCAGCAGUGCCUGUGGGAUGUGGGGGUGGGGUGGGUGUCUGACCCCUAUAAGCCCCCUCCACAGUGGGGUGGGAGCAGUCUGUCCUCUGUCACCUGCCUGCCGCUCUCACAGCAUCAUCCUGUGCAUCUGUAGGGCCACUAUGCCCAUAGGGCUCCCCCAUAUCCACCCCCAGAUCCCUAUGGGGCCCCACACAUGCCUUGAAAUACCGAUAGGGCCCGUAUUACAGCACCCAUACACGCCACAUGGUCCCUGUAGGGCCAUACGUGUCCCUGCGUCCCGCUGGCCCCCAUCCACGCCCCCACGGCCCAUCCGUGCCCCAUAGGGUCCGCACAAGGCCCCCCUCCCUGGAGGCCCCGCCCCCUGGCGCUAUGAAGCGCUGCUAUUGGC
This is a messenger RNA of Phasianus colchicus (ring-necked pheasant), 1736 nucleotides long. It is a transcript of the gene CDK2, whose product is annotated as cyclin dependent kinase 2. Gene Ontology annotation, biological process: regulation of gene expression; signal transduction; G1/S transition of mitotic cell cycle. Lineage: Eukaryota; Metazoa; Chordata; Aves; Galliformes; Phasianidae. The record is from RefSeq and is a predicted model, not a curated record. Gene Ontology annotation, molecular function: cyclin binding; ATP binding; cyclin-dependent protein serine/threonine kinase activity. Gene Ontology annotation, cellular component: nucleus; cyclin-dependent protein kinase holoenzyme complex; cytoplasm.